AGACUGCGCAACAUCAUCAUGGGGAGUUAACGUUACGGAGUGACAGUCGAGCUUAUACUAAUGUCCGUUUUUAUAUUUUGUGAAUUCUCGGUAUCCUAUGCGCCAUAGUGAGUCGUGUUGAAAGUAUUUGUUUUUGGGAGUCAUGCGGCGGAGUAAGGCUGAAGUGGACCGUUACGUUUCCUCAGUACAGAGUUCAUCUCCCUCACUCAAAGAGAAGCCAGUCAAAGGAUUUUUAUUUGCUAAACUGUACUUUGAAGCAAAGGAAUAUGAACUUGCAAAGAGACAUGUAUCGGAGUAUCUCAAAGUCCAGGAGAGGGAUCCAAAAGCACACAAAUUCCUUGGACAGCUCUUCGAGAGAGAGGGCGACAUCAACAAGGCAGUAGGAUGUUACAAGCGGUCAGUGGACUUGAACCCAGCCCAGAGGGACCUGGUGCUGAAGGUGGCUGAGUUACUGGUCAGUAAGCAGGAAUGUAACAGCAGAGCAGAGUUUUGGGUGGAGAAAGCUGCCAAGCUGCUGCCAGGAAGUCCUGCAGUCUUCAACCUGAAGGAGCGUUUGUUGAGUCGCCAGGGUCAGGCGGGUUGGAACAGGUUGUUUGACCUCCUUCAGGCCGAGCUGGCAGCGAGGCCAGCAGACGCCCACGUGAACGUGAAGCUGGUUCAGCUGUUUUGUCAGGACGGACGGCUGGAUGAAGCUGUAAAGCAUGUCCUGGCUACUGAGAAAAGGGGCUUGCUGAGCCACAGCCUGGACUGGUACACAGUGGUGGUGCGCACACUGCAGGAGUAUCUAGCUCAGCCCAGUGUCUCCAGUAAUGAGAAGAUGUGUCGGCGUCUCCAGAGAGAGCUGCUGUUGGCCCACUGCAGCCUGCUGAGAAUCACACUGUCUGAGAGCAGCAUGCAACCCUGCUGUGAUGCACUCACAGGUUUUGACCAAGCUAUGCAGACACUGAGCAGCAUUGCUGGCCGCCACACAGACGAUCUUUGUGAGGUGUUUGUGGAGAUGAGAGGUCACCUCUACCUGCAUGCUGCUACACUGCUGUUGAAGCUGGCUCAGGAACGCCAGCAAAGCUGGAGAGCCAUCAUUGACCUGGCUGCACUGUGCUACCUGCUGGCAUACCAGGUCCCCAGACCAAAGCCUAAAGUGACCAAAAGAGACCAGGCAGCCCCGCAGCUUCUGGAGCUGCUGGCCAACGACCGACAGAGUCAGGCCGGUCACAUGUUGCUAAACCUGAGCACAGAUUCAUCCACCUUGAUCAGAGAGGUGGUGGAGGCGUUUGGAAACCCUCGUGGACAGGACUCUCUGUUUGAGCUCCUGUUUAGACCACAGGCCUCCGCUGGAUCUUCCUUCAUUGCAAAUGAUGACAUUCGUUCCAUUAACACCAUGGCUCCAGAGCUCUCUCAACUCGCCAAAUGGGACGCUGGCUCCAUCCUGCUGCAUGCUGGUGACUUGCAACAUCUAAGCUGGUUGGGGCUGCAGUGGACCCUUCUGGCCCAAAGGCCGGCCCUGCGGGACUGGCUACAGCAGCUCUUUCCUAGACUUACUCUGGAAACCUCCAAACUGGACACCAACGCACCAGAGUCCAUCUGCCUGCUCGACCUGGAGGUGUUUUUAUAUGGUGUGGUGUUCUGUAGCCAUUGUCAGCUCCAGGAGACGGCCAAGAUCAGCAGCGGCAUGAACCAGCAGCAACAACAGCAGCUUUUCGAGCCUCGCUGCCUUCCCCUUCCCCUGCUUCGCCUCUUGACCACUGACAGACAGAGGGAGUGGUGGGACGCCAUCUACAGCCUCAUUCACAAACAAGCAGCUCCUGGCAUGUCAGGCAAACUGCGGAUGAUUGUGCAGCACGGACUGAGCACUCUGAGGGCUGGAGAGAAACAUGGGCUCCAACCAGCACUGGCCAUCCACUGGGCACAGUGUCUCAGUCAGACGGGUGAUGGCGUGAACUCGUACUACGACCAGAAGGAGUACAUCGGCCGCAGUGUCCACUACUGGAAAGUUGCAGUUCCAAUGUUGGAACGGAUCAAAAACAGGCGCAGCAUACCAGAACCACUUGACCCCCUCUUCAUACACUUUCCCUCCAAAGAUAUUCAGAUUUCUUCUGUAAAAAGCUAUGAAGAGGAAGCCAAGAUAGCAUGUGCGACGCUCCUUGACAUUGAAGGCAAAACAGAGGAGGCCAUCGCUACCUUGGAAACAAUCAAUAACAUGUCAUCCAUCUGGCAUUUGGCACAGAUCUACCAGCGGCUAUCAGAGGAGGCAAGCAACGGGGUUGAGGAGACCCAAGACAGGUGCAUCACCUUUCUUAGAAAGUUUAGGACCUACCUGUCAAAGAUCUACAAUGCGAAUGCAGAUGAUAUUGAUAGGCUUCCUGUCUCCAUGGAGGAAGUCGUGGAUCUCCUGAAUGACGUGAACCAGCAGCUGGGCGAGAGUGGGGAGGCCAUGGAUGAAGAGGAGGAAAAGGAGGAGGAGAUUCGAAGAGGACCAGCCCACUCCAGCCCUGCUCAUCCCACAGAAACCUCUGCCUCCAUAUCCCACAUAAAGUUUUCCACUCCCUCUCCUAACAAAAGCAUCGUCUCUCCUUCAAAACGACACCUGAUUUCUCCCAAGACACCACCACAUUGGGUGGAGGACCAGAAAAGUCUCCUCCAGAUGCUGUGUCAGCAAGUUGAAGCCCUCAAGAAUGAGGUUCAUGAUCUGAGACACAACUCUUCAGGGAAUGCAGGCUCCCCUCAUCACAAGAUGUACGGGGAGAGCUAUGGGGCCGAGGGCCUACAGGAGACCUUUACCCCAGUGCAGUCCUACCAUGGGGCCCCACUAACAGUUGCCACUACAGCCCCCUCUGUGUACUACAACCAGUCUCCAGCUUAUAACUCUCAGUAUCUCCUGCGCACAGCAGCAAAUGUAACCCCCACUAAGGGUCCAAUGUAUAGUAUGAACCGUAUGCCACCUCAGCAGCACAUGUAUGCCUACCAGCAGCCCACUCAUACUCCUCCAUUGCAGACAGCCCCAGCCUGCAUUUACCCUCCUCAAGAGCAGGUCUUUGGUGCCCCUCUUCGAUUUGAAUCACAAGCCACGAGCCUUCUUUCCCCCUAUAGUGAAGAAUAUUACGGGCAGAGUGUAACCCAACAAACCACUAACCCUCCCCUGCCUGAACCUGGCUACUUCACCAAGCCAUCUGUAGUCCCUGUUCAGCCACCAAAGAGCAUUGAGGGGAAGCCUAUGGACUUUGGGAAGCUCUCCUUCAGCCAGCAGGCACCUGCUGAAGUCCCCAAAGUGCCUAGUUUUGGAGCAGGGGCAGUUGCCCAGUCAACGCCUUCAGCUGCUUUUAAAUUCAACUCCAACUUUAAAUCAAACGAUGGAGAUUUCACUUUUUCAGCUUCCCAGGCCAAACAUAGUGAAAGUCUUCUUGGUCUUCUUACAUCAGACAUUCCCACUAAAACAGAUACCAUCCCAGAGAAGCCUGCGGCCCAGGAGCAGCCCCCUGGCCAAACAGGCAUCUUCACCUUUGGCAAUAAAAAUGUUACUGGCUUCUCCUUUGCUGAUUCUGCACACAACACAGGCACUGGAAGUCUUUUUGGAAAUGUGGAGCAGCCAUUUAAAUUUGGGGAUGUGACCAAGCCAGUGUUUGGGGUUGGAAUGUCUGCAGCAGAAGAGGAAAGAGCAGCAGAGAGCGACAAUGACAGCACUCAUGUUGAGGAGGAUGAAGAUGGUCCUCACUUUGAACCCAUUGUACCCCUUCCUGAUAAAGUAGACGUGAGAACAGGUGAGGAGGAGGAGGAGGAAAUGUUUUGCAACAGGGCAAAGCUGUAUCGAUUUGACACAGACACAAAAGAGUGGAAGGAGCGAGGCAUUGGCAAUAUUAAAAUCUUAAAACACAGCAGUAAAGGAAAGGUCCGCCUCUUAAUGAGAAGGGAACAGGUCCUUAAGAUCUGUGCAAACCACUAUAUUAAUGCCGAUAUGCUACUGAAACCGAAUGCUGGCUCUGACAAAUCCUGGGUCUGGAAUGCCAUUGAUUAUGCAGAUGAAGAGCCCAAGCCUGAACAGCUGGCCAUCCGCUUCAAAACAGUAGAUGAGGCGGCCCUUUUCAAAGCUAAGUUUGAGGAAGCCCAGAAAAUUGUGCUCAAAUCAAAUGAGAAGCCUGAUCAACAGGAGAAGAAAGAGGAAAGCAUAAAAGAUUCUGAAUCACUUGCAGCCCAGUUUGCUCUUAAAGAUGGAGAAUGGGACUGCACUGUGUGCUGUGUAAGAAAUAAACCCACAAAUAUGCGAUGUGCUGCUUGUCAAACUCCCAAUCCUAAUUCCUCAUCCAAGCCAGACAUUCAGGCUGUUGGAGAAACCAAAACCAGUCCCUUUACUUUCAAAUUUGGGAUUGAUUCAUCAAAACCCAGCAGUUCUGGCUCUCCUUUCACUGGAUUUGGUGCUUUUGGAUCAUCUAUACCCUCCUCAUUUACAUUUGGCACAAGCACCUCAAAACCUGCUGACACAGCCACCAGUGCAUUUGGUUCUGGCUUUGGGGCUCAGUUUGGCAAGAAACCCGGGCAGUGGGACUGUGAUGUAUGCCAAGUAAGAAAUGAGGCCUCUGCAGACAGUUGUGUUUCUUGUAAAGCUCUUAAAGCCUCACCUAAAACAACUGCAACAGCACAAACGGCACCAGCUGCAGAUGUAACAGAUGCACCCUCUAUAUCUGCUGUUGGCUCUGGGUUUGGUGCCCAGUUUAGCAAGAAACCCGGGCAGUGGGAUUGUGGUGUAUGUGAAGUAAGAAAUGAAGCCUCUACUGACAAAUGUGUUUCCUGUGGAGCCCCCAACCCUGCUGCUAAAUCAACAAAGGAGGCUCCGGUAGCUUCAAAUCCACCAGCAGUGUCUGGAUUUGGGGCUGAGUUUGCAAAGAAGGAUGGACAGUGGGACUGCAAUACCUGCCUGGUCAGAAAUGAUGCAUCAGCUGCUGAAUGUGUGUCCUGCAGUUCCCCAAAUCCCAAUCCCUCUUUAGAAGCCAUGUUUGCCAAGAAAGAUGGAGAAUGGGAUUGUGACACUUGUCUGGUGAGAAACAAUGCCUCUGCCAAUAAGUGUGUGGCCUGUCAGACACCAAAUCCCAAUGCUAAAAGCACAAGCAGCACUGCUCCCUCAGCCUCCUCAUUCAGCUUUACAUUUGGAAGCAAGAGUUCAUCAAGCCAGCCUGCUGGAACUGGAUUUACAAUGCCUUUUGAAACUGGCAGCACUUUUACAUUUGGUCAAAAUAAAGACAAAAGCUCUGCUGCUUCUUUUAAGUUUGAAGCUCCUCAGUCUGGGUCUAGUUCCACAAGUUCUUCAGGCUUCUCUUUCUCAAUGCCCAUUCCAGCUGGUGGUUUCAAGUUUGGCAUUCAGGACUCUGCAAAAGAAACUUCCUCAACUGAUAAUGAAAUGCCUCCAUCAGGGUCAGCCUCCAGUUUCCUGAAAAGCAUAGCUGACAAACACAAGGAGAAAGAAAAUGUGUCUACACUCUCAAUGGGCCAAACAGAGCAAGAGCAAAAUCCAUUAAUUGCUGGAAAAAGUGAAUUUAGUUUUGCAGACUUGGCAAAGUCCACUGGAGGAGACUUCCAGUUUGGCCAGCAGGACCCCAAUUUCAAAGGUUUCUCUGGGGCUGGUGAGCAGGUGUUCUCAACCCCCACCAAGGCAGAUGCCUCAAAUGAGCUAGAAGAUGACGACAUGUAUAAAACAGAGGAAAAUGAUGAUAUUCAGUUUGAACCAGUGGUUCAGAUGCCUGAUAAGGUGGACCUGGUGACAGGGGAGGAGGAUGAACAGGUUCUAUAUUCUCAGCGUGUCAAGCUGUUCAGAUUUGACUUGGACAACAGUCAGUGGAAAGAGCGUGGUGUAGGAAUCCUUAAAUUCCUGAAAAACAGCUCUAAUGGCAGACUAAGGGUACUGAUGAGAAGAGAGCAGGUUCUGAAGGUGUGUGCCAACCACUGGAUCACCACCACCAUGAAUCUAAAGCCCUUGGCAGGUUCCGACAAAGCAUGGAUUUGGAUGGCCAACGACUUCUCGGAUGGAGACGCUAAACUUGAACAGUUGGCUGCUAAGUUUAAAACCCCAGAGCUUGCUGAGGAGUUUAAGGAAAAGUUUGAGGAGUGUCAGAGACUUCUCUUGGACAUCCCCCUACAAACGCCCCACAAGCUUCUUGACUCAGGCAGAACGGCACGCCUCAUUCAGAAAGCAGAGGAAAUGAAGUCUGGUUUGAAAGACCUGAAAUCCUUUUUGACAGACGAGAAAACAAAGAUCAAAGAUGACGACAGCCAAGGAGACAUUACAACAUCUAGCAGUGUUUCAAACCUUGUAAUCAAGCCUCACGGUGAAACCACUGGCCCCACCUUGGAAUGGGAUAACUAUGACCUAAGAGAAGAGGCUUUAGAUGAUACUGCUAACUCAUCAGUCUAUGCCUCUCCAAUGGCCAGCAGCCCCCUCAGAAAGAACCUUUUCCGCUUUGGAGAAUCCACUGGUGGAUUCAGCUUCAGCUUCCAACCUGGCAUCAGCCCCUCCAAGUCUCCUGCCAAGCUUAACCAGAGCAGAGCCUCAGUAGGUACUGAUGACGAGCAGGAUGUAACCCAGGAUGAGGAGAGGGAUGGCCAGUACUUUGAACCUGUGGUCCCCUUGCCCGAUCUGGUGGAGGUUUCUACAGGAGAGGAAAACGAACAGGUGGUCUUCAGUCACAGGGCCAAACUGUAUCGCUACGAUAAGGAACUUGGUCAGUGGAAGGAGAGGGGUAUCGGAGACCUCAAAAUCUUGCAGAAUUAUGAGACCAAACGAGUGAGGCUGAUAAUGAGGAGAGACCAAGUACUUAAGAUCUGUGCCAACCACAGGAUAACACCGACCAUGAAGCUGGAACCUAUGAAGGGUGCGGAGAAGGCCUGGGUCUGGAGUGCCUUGGACUUCUCUGAAGCACUAGAGGGUAUAAUGGAGCAGUUGGCUGUGAGAUUCAAGCUGCAGGACACUGCAAACACAUUUAAACAGGUAUUUGAUGAGGCCAAGAUUGCCCAAGAUAAAGAGGAACUCAUGACACCAGUGACAUCCAGGGUUGCCACACCUCAAGACAGUGGACCCAAGGCAUCUGCUCAGCCUGCUACACCUGUGUGCGGGAAGGCAGCCAUCGCUGUUCUGGAAGAGACCACGAAGGAACGUACAGAGCUUCCCCCGGACAGUAAGCCAUGUGCAGCUGGGUCCCUAAGUCCAGUUAACCCCUCAAAGACAGUGGUGUCACCCCCUAAGUUUGUCUUUGGCAGUCAAAGUCUGCAAAAGUUUUUUGGCUCUCCUAAAUUUAAUUCUGAGACUGAGGAAUCUGGAUCCAGUUUGAAAGCCAAAGAUUCUGGACGUCCUGCCAAGGAUUCACCUGCAGCACCUGCAUUCAAAAUCCCAGAAAAAGGGACACCUCAGGCAGAAGGAGGCGCUGCAGGGUCAGGUGAGGACUCGGAUGUGGAGGUUUUGUAUGUCAGGGAACCCACUGCUGAGCAUGCAGCUUUAGCCAGGAAACUCCUGCUGCCUCUCACCUUCUUCUGCUACAAGAAUGAACCCGGCUACACCAGUGACGACGAAACUGACGAUGAGGACUUUGAGUCAGCAGUAAAAGCCCUGAAUGGAAAGCUCUACCCUGAUCCUCCUGAGAAAAAGGCUGCAGCAUGUGGUGAUGAGUCAGACUGCCAGGUGGUGUGGGAGAAAAAGCCGACGCCGGAAGAAGAGGAGAAGGCCAAAAGUCUCCAGCUUCCACCCACCUUUUUCUGUGGCCUGAGCACCACAGACAGCGACCCAGACCAGGACAAGCCUGAAGACUUUGAGACAGAAGUCCGCAAGGCACAGCAAGACCUGGGUGCCCAGCUUAACGAAGCUGAAAAGGCCUCCAGCAGCCCUGCUGUGGCCGCAGAAGAACCAGCAUCAGGCUCUUCAUCCAGCAGCACCGAAGUUACAGGCAGUGCAGAUACCGCAGCCAGCACAACAGACGCUCCAAGCAGCACAGAUACCGCAGCCAGCACAGACGCUGCAGGCAGUAUAGAUACUGCUGCCAGCACAGAUGCUGUAGGCAUCACAGAUACUGCAGCCAGCACAGACGCUGCAGGCAGUAUAGAUACUGCUGCCAGCACAGACGCUGUAGGCGUCACAGAUACUGCAGCCAGCACAUCUAUAGCAGAGGAGCAGACCUCAGACCAGCCAACAGAGACUGAGAGUGAAGCUCCUAGCAGCAGCUCUCCCAUUGACCUGUCAACUAAGAAGAGCCCAGAGCCAGAGUCCAACGCGGGGACUGCUGCUGCAACCUCUACUUCUACAACAGUCAGUCAAGACUCCUCCAGCUUUGGCUUCAACUCGCUUGGAGGCUUCUCUUUUGCUGAUCUGGCCCGAAACACAGAGUCAUUUGCAUUUGGAAGUCAAGAAGACUCCAACUUCUCGUGGGCGAACGCUGGAGCGACAGUAUUUGGCACCGCAGCGACCUCAGCACCAAAAAACAAUGCUGAUGAGGAUGGCAGUGAUGAAGAGGAUGCUACUAAUAAUGUGGACAUUCACUUUGAGCCAAUAGUGUCACUACCAGAGGUGGAGACAAAGUCUGGAGAGGAGGAUGAGGAAAUCCUGUUUAAGGAGCGCGCCAAGCUGUACCGAUGGGACCGGGACCUCAGCCAGUGGAAGGAGCGUGGCAUUGGUGACCUCAAGAUCCUCUUCCACCCAACCAAACAUUUCUACCGAAUCCUGAUGAGAAGAGAGCAGGUGCUGAGAGUUUGUGCCAACCACACAAUCACACAGGCGAUGGAGCUCAAACCCAUGAAUGCCUCAGCAAAUGCACUGCUCUGGACUGCCACAGACUACUCAGACGGCGACGGUGUAGUGGAGCAGCUGGCAGCCAAGUUCAAAACCCCUGAAAUAGCUGAAUCCUUCAAGAAGACCUUCACUGAGUGUCAGAGCCGCACAGGCCAAACUGAAGGAGACGCCUCGAGUGUCUCCUCGCCCCAGAUGUCCAGAGUUCAAGAGCACUCCAGAGACACUAACCCCCGGGUGUUCCUCAAAGUGGCAGGCGACGGCCAACCACUGGGCACCAUCACCAUCGAGCUUUUUUCCCAUAUUGUCCCCAAGACAGCAGAGAACUUCAGGGCUCUCUGCACCGGCGAGAAAGGCUUCGGGCUUCGGGACUCCAUCUUCCACAGAGUCAUACCGGACUUUAUGUGUCAGGGUGGUGAUAUCACCAACAGUGAUGGCACAGGAGGGAAAUCCAUCUUCGGCGGCAAGUUUGAGGACGAGAACUUUGAUGUUCGGCACACAGGCCCGGGCAUAUUGUCGAUGGCCAAUCAUGGGCGCGACACCAACAACUCACAAUUCUUUAUCACCCUGAAGAAAGCCGAACACCUGGACUUCAAACACGUGGCUUUCGGCUGGGUUCGGGAUGGCAUGGAUGUUGUGCAACAGAUGGGUGCGCUUGGCACAAAGGCAGGUACGCCCACGAAGAAGCUGGUCAUUACGGACUGUGGACAGCUGUAGCUUUUUAAAAGUCAGAUCAAGAUUCGCAGCUUGGUUCAGGCUAUUAUGUUAAUGGUCAAAAAAGACUGGAUAAUGAUGUGUUCCCUGUGCAGUGCAUACCCUCCUGCUAAAACUGAAUCCAUAGUCAUUAGGCAUAUGAGAAUUAAACACUGAUCACAGGGCUACUGGUCAACACACUUCAUAGAAACUUGGCUCCAGUAGCGUGGAAUUAGAAAUUAUUUUGCUAUCCUAUAACAUAAUCACAGAUGGGAAACUGUUGUAUCUGGGAGGAGCAAAUAUAGUAAACUUUUGCUCUGUUGCACUCGCAUCUUUAUUAUCGUCUGUCAAUAAAUUCUGAUCAUUUGUUUAUUUUGUGUGUAUAAUUGUACAUGGACAACUUUUUUAAUGUCUUUUUGUUCUAUUGUCUUGCAUGUGCUCAAUUUGAAUGUGCUGGUUCUUCUUUAUAAGCUCCACUCGGGUAUUUUUUCCCUUUUUGACUAAGUCUUAACUAUAAUUUAAAGGUGAGGUUGUUUUUUUGAAAGCACCUAUUGGUUUGUAACUGUUUCCCUGGCCUUUCCAAACGCUGCCUCUGUGUAUCUCCUCCUGUAGGGCUUCCCCAGUGAUUUUUCUUUUGUGUAAGUGGAUUUCAUAAUGUGCAGAUAAUUGGACUUCACACUUGCCCACACAAACUUGAGUCAUCUCACUAUGGUACCCCGUGGACAGAGGGUGGCGAGAUGAUGACACUGCAUCUGGUUUGGAUUUUACAAAGGUGUUUUGUUAUAGUUUGAGAUAAUCACAAGGUUGAAAUGGUGCUUGUUGUACCAAAAUAAUAUGCUAAUAAAGGAGAAAUAAAGUUGCUUUACAAGGAA
This is a messenger RNA of Epinephelus moara (kelp grouper), 10320 nucleotides long. RefSeq names its product RAN binding protein 2 (gene ranbp2). Gene Ontology annotation, cellular component: cytoplasm; nuclear pore. Lineage: Eukaryota; Metazoa; Chordata; Actinopteri; Perciformes; Serranidae. Gene Ontology annotation, molecular function: GTPase activator activity; peptidyl-prolyl cis-trans isomerase activity; protein binding. The coding region runs from base 143 to 9472 and encodes 3109 amino acids. The transcript is spliced from 29 exons. Gene Ontology annotation, biological process: protein peptidyl-prolyl isomerization; NLS-bearing protein import into nucleus. The record is from RefSeq and is a predicted model, not a curated record.